This is a messenger RNA of Melanaphis sacchari, 1187 nucleotides long. Its product is annotated as N6-adenosine-methyltransferase non-catalytic subunit-like. Gene Ontology annotation, molecular function: mRNA binding. Gene Ontology annotation, cellular component: RNA N6-methyladenosine methyltransferase complex; nucleus. The transcript has 6 exons. The record is from RefSeq and is a predicted model, not a curated record. The coding region runs from base 1 to 1101 and encodes 366 amino acids. Lineage: Eukaryota; Metazoa; Arthropoda; Insecta; Hemiptera; Aphididae.
AUGAGUGAAACAUUAAGAAUAUUAAAAAAACAAUCUAAAAAAAGAAGAAAAAUGAUUGCAAAAAUACUAGGUUUCUCAGAUGUACAACAGCUGAGACAAGCAUUAAAUCCUUAUAGGAAGAAAAAAAUUCAAAUGCGUUCAAUAAAAAAAUAUAAUGAUGGAGCAAGAUAUCUAGAACCAAUUUUUGGAGAUUCAACACCGUUUCGUAAAGGUGCCAAUUCGUAUUACAUGCACAAUGAUUAUUGUCAGCAUUUUAUUGAUACUGGUCAGCGUCCGCAAAAUUUUAUCAGAGAUGUUCACUUAAACAGCAGAUUUAACGAAAUUCCUAAGUUAAAGGAGUUAGUUCAUCUAAAGGAUAAACUUGUAUCUCAAACUGCUUUUCCGCCAAUGUUUCUGAAGUGUAAUCUUAGCACAUUUAAUUUAAAAAAUUUAAAUGUUGAAUUUGAUGUGAUACUUGUUGAACCACCUUUAGAAGAAUAUCAACAAACAUUAGGUAUAACCAAAAAAGAUCUGUGGAAUUGGAAACAAGUAAUGGAUUUGAAAUUGAAUGAAAUAGCUGCUCGCCGGAGUUUUAUUUUUCUUUGGUGUGGUUCAUCUGAUGGUCUAGAUAAUGGUCGUGAAUGUUUACGUCACUGGGGUUUUAGGCGUUGUGAAGAUAUUUGUUGGAUUCAAACAAAUAUUAAAAAAACUAACCAUUCGCAAUGUUUAGAACCAAAUGCUCUUUUUCAACGUACCAAGGAACAUUGCUUAAUGGGCAUCAAAGGGACGGUUCGUCGAUCUACAGACAAUGACUUUAUUCACUCAAACGUUGAUACUGAUUUAAUAAUUAGUGAAAAGAAUGAGUUUGGUUCAACAGGAAAACCAGCAGAAAUAUUCAAUAUUAUAGAACACUUUUGUCUCGGUAGAAGAAGACUACAUUUGUUUGGUUGUGAUGGAAGUGUACGUCCAGGAUGGCUAACUCUGGGACAAGAAUUGACUAUAUCUAAUUUCAACAUUGAUUUAUAUAAAAGUUAUUUCAUGAAUGGUAAACUAACAACUGGAUGUACGGAUCGUAUUGAAGAAUUAAGACCAAAAUCUCCUCCUACAUUUAAUAAACGCUGAAAUAAAUGAGAGAAGUUAUUACUUUUAAGUUUAGAGAAUAAAGGUAUUAGAAUAUUAUAACUAUUAUUGAUUUAAUAUGAAUAAUC